This is a messenger RNA of Emericellopsis atlantica, 840 nucleotides long. RefSeq lists its product as uncharacterized. The transcript has a single exon. The record is from RefSeq and is a predicted model, not a curated record. The coding region runs from base 338 to 619 and encodes 93 amino acids. Lineage: Eukaryota; Fungi; Ascomycota; Sordariomycetes; Hypocreales; Bionectriaceae.
CAGAACGGCACGUGGUCGCCCGCGGGCAAACGCAGUCUCUUUGCCCAGAGGAGACAUUCCCCCUCAGCACGAGUCUGAAGAAUUGACUGCUGCGGAGUGGAGGAUGCGCGUCAGACUGGCGGCCAUCCGUGAGCGUCACCGACUUGAAAGGCCCGUCACGCCGCCCCCUGCCAUUGUCAUACCUGUGUACACUACAGAGAACCUGGACUGGCAGGGCUACUCGCGCCGUGACGGUGCCAAUGGGACCUCACUCCAAGCGCAAGUGGAAGCAUCGUGGAGAGUGUUCGAUGAGUACAUGGCCAGCAUUCAACAGUAGCUGAGCGUUUUUUUCAUUCUCAUGAAAACGCGUGUUCUUUUACUUUCAAGGACAUGGAGACUUGAACUUUUUCUUUUUUUUCUUUCUGUUCUGUUCUUUCUCCUCAGCGGCUUGGUUUUCAUGUCUCUCGAACGGUGCUCUUCUCCUUUUUCAGCGAUGCUUCUGCGACACUUCAUUUCUUUUCUGCUUUUCAGCUACACAGCGCUUUGGUUUUCUUGGUUUUCUCAGCGGCAUUUCUUUCUUCAGCGACAUUGUUUUUUUUCAGCGGCAUUGAGUGGUGGUUAUUUGGUUUCUUCAGCGUGAGCCUUUGUGCUCUUGGCGAUUGUUAUUUUGGGUCUUGUUGGAGCUUCGCGUUUUGGUCUUCAUAUACCAAUAUCACCAGCGUUCUUCAUCUUUCACUUACAUGCAACUGUGUGACUGGUGACUCUCAUGCAAGUGUAACUCUGUCCUCUGCAUCGCACGGCUUGGGUUGCCCAUCCACGUGGCCCCAACGGUCUGUGGCAAGCUUUGUUGGAAGCUCAAUG